AAAUCUACCCAAGCCCGGCAAACCGUUACGAAAGAUAACCAGGACUAGCAGUCAUGACUUCAGCUUUAGUCAACAUAGCCGCAUGUGUUCCAUUCGGAUCUAUUCUUGCAAUACUAUAAAUAAUGGCAUCUCAAUAUAAGACUAUUCACCCGGUGAAAUAUCUGCGAGAUUACCUUGCACAAGACAUAAGACCCGAUGGUCGUGAAUUUCUUCGAUUCAGGUCUGCAAGUGUCAACGUAGGAGCUAUUAGUCAGGCCGAUAGUUCAGCCAUAUUCAAGAUCGGCAGUACAACUGUUGUUUGCGGGAUCAAAGCUGAAUUAGCAGCUCCAAAAGCCGAUACUCCAAAUUGUGGAUAUUUAAUACCCAACGUCGAACUCUCACCACUGUGUUCUCCAAAAUUUCGUCCUGGACCACCCAGCGACCAGGCUCAGGUUGCUUCUAAGACAAUAGAUGACAUCUUAAUAAAUUCUUCUGCCCUGGACUUGACAGAUCUAUGCGUUUGCAUUGAUAAACUAGUGUGGGUGCUUUACUGCGAUUUGAUUUGCAUUGAUUAUGAUGGAUCAGUUACAGAUGCAUGCCUUGGCGCACUUGUAGCUGCACUUAAAAGUUUAACUUUACCAGAAGUCCAACAUAAUCCUGAAACAGGUGCCAUCGUUGUAGACACUUCUGACAGAAAACCAUUUCCUCUCAAGUCACUUCCUGUAUCUACCACGUUUGCAAUUUUUGAUGAACAACUUCUACUUGCUGAUCCAACCGAUGAAGAGGAAUCUCUGGCCAAAGGGAAACUAUGUCUCGUAAUUGACGGACCAGAAUUAUGUGGCCUUUACAAGCCUGGAGGAAUUCCAAUAUCUCAAGAACUAUUGUCAAAAAGUUUGGAAAAGUCUAAGAAGAGAGCAGAUCUUAUCAGAAAAGUUAUCGAGGCUGCAGUGACAAACUGAGAAAGCACUAUAUCAAUAAGAACAGUAUCUGUACUUUGAAUCGAAUUGAUAAAAUAAACAUUGUUUCUUUAUUGACUACUUUUACUUUGUGCAGUGC
This is a messenger RNA of Neodiprion fabricii, 1035 nucleotides long. Its product is annotated as exosome complex component RRP43-like. The transcript has 7 exons. NCBI's taxonomy places the organism in Eukaryota, Metazoa, Arthropoda, Insecta, Hymenoptera, Diprionidae. Gene Ontology annotation, cellular component: nuclear exosome (RNase complex); cytoplasmic exosome (RNase complex). The record is from RefSeq and is a predicted model, not a curated record. The coding region runs from base 123 to 938 and encodes 271 amino acids. Gene Ontology annotation, biological process: nuclear polyadenylation-dependent mRNA catabolic process; nuclear polyadenylation-dependent rRNA catabolic process; nuclear mRNA surveillance.